AGGGGAUGGGUGCGGGAUUAGGAAAAGUGUCGGCCCUGAGUGGAGCUGGAGACGCAAAGGGGUCGCCAGGGCGCGCCGGGGAGAGCAGAGAAGCCGAGGCGGAGGCUGCAUCUCCAGUCUGGGGCGGCGGCCGUACCGGGAGCUGGGGCGCGCGGAGCUGUCCGUUCAGCACUACCGCGCCGCACCCCGGCGCAGGGCCCGCGCCCAGGCGCCCGGGCUCCGCUCCCGCUCCACCUCCCGCGGGCGCCUGCGGCGCGGGCUGCUGUCUCUCCUGGGGGCUGAGAGGCGCGCAGAUCGAGGCAGGGGGUGCUUUGCGAGGGCUGGGGCCACGCAGCCACCUGUGAGCCUCUGGCAACUGCGGGCAACGGCGGCGCCUCCGGCCAGAGACAGGAGAAGACGCUUGGCGGACCCCGCCCGCCGGCCCGCAGGGCGCACACACAGGCUCACACACACACCCGCGCGCACACGCACAGCCAGCCAGCAGCGGCGGCCGCAACGAUGCUAACAAGCAGGUCUGGGAAGUUUCCCGCCGGCCUCUGCCGUGGGCUCCGGUGUUCGCAGGUAUAGCGCCCCCGCGCGGCGCGGGCGGCUGGGCGUCUCGAGCAUGACCGGCCAGAGCCUGUGGGACGUGUCCGAGACCAACGUCGAGGAUGGAGAGAUCCGAAUCAACGUCGGAGGCUUCAAGAGGCGGCUGCGCUCGCAUACGCUACUGCGCUUCCCCGAGACGCGCCUGGGCCGCCUGCUGCUCUGCCACUCGCGCGAGGCCAUUCUAGAGCUCUGUGAUGACUACGACGAUGUCCAGAGAGAGUUCUACUUUGACCGCAACCCUGAGCUCUUUCCCUACGUGCUGCAUUUCUACCACACCGGCAAGCUUCACGUCAUGGCGGAGCUGUGCGUCUUCUCCUUCAGCCAGGAGAUCGAGUACUGGGGCAUCAACGAGUUCUUCAUUGACUCCUGCUGCAGCUACAGCUACCACGGCCGCAAAGUGGAGCCUGAGCAGGAGAAGUGGGACGAGCAGAGCGAACAGGAGAGCACCACGUCCUCCUUCGAUGAGAUCCUGGCCUUCUACAAUGACGCCUCCAAAUUCGAUGGGCAGCCCCUGGGCAACUUCCGCAGGCAGCUGUGGCUGGCGCUGGACAAUCCCGGCUACUCUGUCUUGAGCAGGGUCUUCAGCAUCCUGUCCAUUCUGGUGGUGCUGGGGUCCAUCAUCACCAUGUGCCUCAACAGUCUGCCAGACUUUCAAAUCCCCGACAGCCAGGGCAACCCUGGCGAGGACCCCAGGUUUGAAAUAGUGGAACACUUUGGCAUCGCCUGGUUCACGUUUGAACUGGUGGCCAGGUUUGCUGUGGCCCCCGACUUCCUCAAGUUUUUCAAGAAUGCCCUAAACCUUAUCGACCUCAUGUCCAUCGUCCCCUUCUACAUCACCUUAGUGGUGAACCUGGUGGUGGAGAGCACACCUACCUUGGCCAACUUGGGCAGGGUGGCCCAGGUCCUGAGGCUGAUGCGGAUUUUCCGCAUCCUAAAGUUGGCCAGACACUCCACUGGCCUCCGCUCGCUGGGGGCUACCCUGAAAUACAGCUACAAAGAAGUAGGGCUGCUCUUGCUCUACCUGUCUGUGGGGAUUUCCAUCUUCUCUGUAGUGGCCUACACCAUUGAAAAGGAGGAGAAUGAGGGCCUGGCCACCAUCCCUGCCUGCUGGUGGUGGGCCACUGUCAGUAUGACCACUGUGGGGUAUGGGGAUGUGGUCCCAGGGACCACGGCAGGGAAGCUGACCGCCUCUGCCUGCAUCCUGGCAGGUAUUCUCGUGGUGGUACUGCCCAUCACCUUGAUCUUCAAUAAGUUCUCCCACUUUUAUCGGCGCCAAAAGCAGCUUGAGAGUGCCAUGCGCAGCUGUGACUUUGGAGAUGGAAUGAAGGAGGUCCCUUCCGUUAAUUUAAGGGACUACUAUGCCCAUAAAGUUAAGUCCCUCAUGGCAAGUCUGACAAACAUGAGUAGGAGCUCACCAAGCGAACUAAGUUUAAAUGAUUCCCUGAAUUAGCUGGGAAGGACUGUCAUCCUCAAACCCCCCCUAUUGAGCUGCCUCUUGCUCCUCUGGCACCUUAGGUGUAAGGAAUAUGCCCAGCCCCAAAGGGGAGAGAGGCAUGGGCUAUGCACCCCAGGUUGUUUCAUGGUAUUUAGAAUAAGUCUUGGCAGUGUGUCCGACACCAUAACUUUGCACCUUUCAUUGAAAUGACACUCAUUGGUCUUUGCAUUGUGGACAUAAAAUGUUCACCUUUCUGCCAGAUGAGUAGCCCCCCAGAAUGCUAAUUUUCCUGUUCACUGUGUAUUCUAGUGCUUGCGGCCCAGUACUGUCUGUGAGUUGUUUGUGCUCCUGUUUCUGAGGUUGUCAUGUGAGUUCUGUACAAAAAGCCCCCACAAAUCUGUCCAGAGGAAACACAUCUAUGGGGUCAGCGAGGAUAUGCCAAGAUUUUGCUCAGUCAUGUGAAAACAAAAUCUUAGUUCUUUAUCCAUUGCUUCCAUUUAGUUUUAAUACCAAAACAAAGAGAAUGUGAAGUUAUGCACGGGGUCAGCGAGGAUAUGACAAGAUUUUGCUCACAGUCAUGUGAAAACAAAAUCUUAGUUCUUUAUCCAUUGCUUCCAUUUAGUUUUAAUACCAAAACAAAGAGAAUGUGAAGUUAUGCACACAUGACCAGUGCAAGUCUCUGAUUGUUUUUAUAAAUGAUCUAUAGCUCUGUGGCUUGCAUGGGUACACCAGUCACCUUUAGAACCAUGUACACUGAUGUUCAUCUCAUAAUGUUGUUCUUUAGAGAAUGUUACUCAGUUAAAUAUGUAGUGAAGAUUAAAAAUUUUUCCCAAGAACAGAUGCAUUAGGGACAGGGCUUCAGCUAAGUAUCGGCUAAAUUACAAGAUGCUGAAAGACCUUUUGAAUUCAGGCCUCCGACUUUCCUAGGUGAAAUUCAUUUCUGGCCGAGGUUCCUGGUCUACGCCACUUGACCAAACUUUGCUGUGUCUUAGAUAUUAGCAUGUUUUUGCAAUAUUUAUUUCUUAAGGUCUUCAGAAAUUAGGUUGUAUGUCUUUCUCAGAAGGCAUUUACUGUUGUCUUGUGUCCUCACGGAAAACGUUGGAUUGCUAGCAAGGGCAGUAGCUUAGAAACUUUUGUCGCCUGCUCUGAAAGCUUAUCAAAUAAGAGCCCUUUUACUUCCAAGCAGAAUUUAGUUAGAUAAUUUUGCUUUUAGGAUACAAACUGUUAUAUAUGAUACUUUAAUUGCCCUGGAGUUCCUGUAUGACAUGGAAACCUGUUGGUGUGGAAGUGUGUACUCAAAAUACAGACAUGCAUGAAGGCUGUAUGGCUUAUCCAGGAUGGAAAUAUUAUAGUUCCUGUUUCCAUUUUCAUGGCCUUUUGUUGGGAGAGUGGGGGUAGAGGCCAGAAGGAAGGAAAGAAUUGUAAAACAAAACAUUGCUGCUUCAUAAAGGGUCAUAAAUAAUAGCAAACUUGAAAAGCUUAGUGCUCUUUAAAAGACCUUGAAACUUUAAAACUUGUGUUGAAGGUUGAGAACUCUUUCCUUUUCCAAACCACCCUUCCUCCUCCUCUUCAGUUAACUAGUGCAGUAACAUUGUGAAGGGGAACCUGGAAUGCUUUAUAAAAAUAGUUCUCUGUUACCUUCUAGGUAAUCAGAAGGCUUUCCUGUUGGCUCCCAUUAUUGUUCAGUUUUUGGAAAGGCUACAGAAUCCAGGGGCCUAAGCAUGGAGUUAGGCUUUUUAUGCAAGGCUUGGACCUUCCCUAAAGAGGUCCAUUUUGUGUCUUAGUUGUUGGAAGAUAAUACAUACCUCAUGGGGGUGGCAAGGAUCUUGUCAAAAGGCUUUGUGUACUUGUAGUUGCCAUGGCCACUACCUAGCAGGCAAUUUCUUGGAUGAAUGCACUAGUCACUUACUCCCUUGAGUCCCCAGUUGGGAUCCUUCCAUCAGGCUGGAGCCUCAUGCGGGCAGGGAGGCAGCCACCUCCUAGUGCCUGAUGGUCUACCACUUACAUCUGUUUCUC
This is a messenger RNA of Manis javanica (Malayan pangolin), 4039 nucleotides long. It is a transcript of the gene KCNS2, whose product is annotated as potassium voltage-gated channel modifier subfamily S member 2. Gene Ontology annotation, cellular component: membrane; voltage-gated potassium channel complex. Gene Ontology annotation, molecular function: voltage-gated potassium channel activity; protein binding. The record is from RefSeq and is a predicted model, not a curated record. NCBI's taxonomy places the organism in Eukaryota, Metazoa, Chordata, Mammalia, Pholidota, Manidae. Gene Ontology annotation, biological process: action potential; protein homooligomerization; potassium ion transmembrane transport.